Triticum dicoccoides is the source of this 1889-nucleotide messenger RNA. RefSeq lists its product as uncharacterized. The coding region runs from base 95 to 1186 and encodes 363 amino acids. The record is from RefSeq and is a predicted model, not a curated record. NCBI's taxonomy places the organism in Eukaryota, Viridiplantae, Streptophyta, Magnoliopsida, Poales, Poaceae. The transcript has 5 exons.
CUCUUCUGAUCCAUCUCGUGCCGCCGCCCCAGCCCAAAUCCCGAACCCUAGCCAGCGCCCCCGGCCCCCAGCCCAGAUCCCUCCCCGCGCCGCCAUGCGGAUCCGCAGGUCUGCCGCCCGCCUGCUCGGCUCCGCCUACUCCGCCCCCGCGCCGCCGCAACCAGACCUCCCGCUUCCGCCCCCGCCCCCGCCGCCGCCGCCGCCAGUGCUGGAGCCCUGUUCCUCCCACGCGGGGGGCGACGGGUUCACGGCCGGGGGCGGGGGGACCUCCUCCGCGGAGCGGUGCGAGCUCAGCCGGUCGCCGUGGGAGCUCAUGGCCCAGCUCGACCCCUCCGAUCCCAAGGAGGUGGAACACUUCAUGGGGAAAUACUUCGUCAGUGUCCCAUGCCGGACGAGCUGGCUCUUCCAGGCCAGCAUUCUUGCCGCCUCCAUCAAGGGGGAGGAAGAAGGGGAGGGGAAGGGGGAGGACAUGGCAGGAGAUAUGGCUGACGAGGUCUUUGCCAAACGGCGGCAGAAGGUUGCCAAGAAGAAGAGGACAGUCAUGGAAAACAGAGGGGGUGAGAAGAAUGCGUGGGGGCAUAAGAAGACCACUGAGGUUCAGAGUGAUGACGACGAUUUCGUGGCUGACGGAGGAGGAGAACUUUGGGUGUGCAAGAAGAAUGACGGCAAGAGGAGGUUUUGCCGCCGGCCGGUGAGCCAGCCUGAUUCCUUUUGCAUAUAUCACUCAGAUCUUAAGUCUGCGCUGCCGCCGACUUCAUCAGCGGCCUCCAAACCCUCCAGCAGCGCCAAGCCACGUAAGAGGAGGCGUGUCGAUGCAGGUGAGGGGUACUUAUACUACGCCGGGUUCGGCCCGUCCCUCAGCAAGAGGCAGAGAUCAAGCAGCAAUGUACUGGAAUCUUUACCUGAUGAGCAAGAGGAGGAGGCACUGCCUGAAGAGCAUACUGCAGGUCCAGCCCAAACUGUUGAUGCAGACCAUCAAGCGGCCUCAGCACGCGUUGAUGAGCCUAGGUGUGAUGAGUUGGCCGGGAUUGCGGGCGGCGACGAGGAGAGCAGCGACGACGCACUUGGCUGCAACGAUGAACCCCGGGUUGUUGGCGUCAACGGCAACAUCAAGAGGAAGAGCCCGUUUAAGAAGAGGUGGAGGAAGCCUGUGAAAGCUCGCUCACUCAAGUCAUUGAUGUGUUAGCACACUUAUACCUGUACAUGCAUGCCCAAAUUGGUUCUCCAUGAUUCAGGUAGAGCUUGGCAGGAUAUUCAGAUCAUGGAAGAUACCAACUCUGCUAUGGAUGAAGAAUCCAAUGCUUUACAAGCCCUUGUGACGGAACUGACAGAGAAACUGGUUGCUGAAAGCAAAUAUCAUUUGAGGCAAGGAACCAAGCAGAAAGCCAUAAACAGGUGGGGUUGUUCCAGCAAGUAAUGGACGAAGUUUCCGUUGGGAUGGUGGCCUGUUGGGCGGACAUAAUCAAUCAAUAGGACUGAAGGGGUGCAGCAAGCCUGGGGUGCUGGAAAAUGAAGAACCGCCUGACACCGUAUCAACAACAACAUAUGAAGCUCUGUCUAUGCUCUGAACUUUAUCCUACCCUGGCAGGAGGAUGACAUCCAUCUCUUUAUCCUGUCCUGUGGAAGAACCCAUAUGGUUUUGUAAUAGUGUAGUAUACUGUAUCAGGUUGUGGAAAAAUGUUUGUGGGCGAAGGUUCUCUUAUGUUAUGCGGCGUCGUCGAGUGGAUAGCAAUGAUGUAUUCAGUGUGAAGAAUGGGUUGAGCAGUCAGCACCAUGUUUUUCUUUUUCCUUUUUCUAUAGUACUGGACAUAGAUAAAAACAUUUGUCUGCUGCUCACUGAAACAGGGGAGGCGCACGGCAGUGCCCAAUUUCAGCAUAAAACCAUUAUC